CUGGUGUUGCAAGUCGCAUUUAUUUCGUUGCGGCGUGUGAGUUUCGGUGGUGCAUGUGCUCUUGUUGACAAUAUUUUUAAUCGACGCUAUUUUAAAGGUGCAAAAUCAUGGACGACGAAGCGGAAACCUACAAGUUAUGGAGGAUUCGCAAAACUAUCAUGCAGUUAUGCCACGACAGAGGCUACUUGGUCACGCAAGACGAGUUGGAUCAAACGCAAGAUCAAUUCAAGCAACAGUUCGGCGAUAAGCCGAGCGAGAGAAGACCAGCCAGGAGCGAUCUCAUUGUACUUGUGGCCCACAACGACGAUCCGACAGAUCAGAUGUUCGUGUUUUUCCCGGACGAACCGAAGAUCGGCAUCAAGACCAUCAAGACAUACUGCCAGCGCAUGCAAGAGGAGAACAUUACCCGAGCCAUCAUUGUCGUACAGCAGGGCAUGACUCCGUCUGCUAAACAGGCUCUUGGUGACAUGGCACCAAAGUACAUCCUUGAACACUUCCUCGAGUCGGAAUUGCUCAUCAACAUCACAGAGCAUGAGCUCGUGCCUGAACACGUGGUGCUGACACCAGAGGAGAAGGCAGAACUGCUUGCAAGAUACAAGCUGAAGGAGAACCACCUGAUGAAGAUCCAAGCCUGCGAUCCUGUGGCGCGGUACUUUGGCCUGAAGAGAGGACAGGUGGUGAAAAUCAUCCGACCCAGUGAAACGGCAGGAAGAUACAUCUCCUACCGCCUCGUUGGUUAAGCCUUGCCUUUCAAAGUCGUAUGUAAAAAGAAUGAUGCCACCUCAUUGUCAGUGUUCUGCACCUGUUUCUACUUUUGUCUUCUUGCUACCUUGAUAUAAAUACAAGGGCCUCCAUGUUAA
Ixodes scapularis (black-legged tick) is the source of this 860-nucleotide messenger RNA. RefSeq names its product DNA-directed RNA polymerases I, II, and III subunit RPABC1 (gene Rpb5). NCBI's taxonomy places the organism in Eukaryota, Metazoa, Arthropoda, Arachnida, Ixodida, Ixodidae. Gene Ontology annotation, biological process: DNA-templated transcription. The coding region runs from base 108 to 740 and encodes 210 amino acids. Gene Ontology annotation, molecular function: DNA binding; DNA-directed RNA polymerase activity. Gene Ontology annotation, cellular component: RNA polymerase II, core complex; RNA polymerase III complex; RNA polymerase I complex. The transcript has 8 exons. The record is from RefSeq and is a predicted model, not a curated record.